AUGAAGACCUGGUGCAGCAGGGGGUGGUGCCGCCUAGAACGAGCCGCUCGCGAACUGUCGCCAAAGAGUGCUUGGAUUCUGAUCCAGAGCGAGACCUCCAUUGAAGUUGUUGGCACAGUGUUGUCGCUUCCUAGUGGCCCCGUUGGGGAAGGCGACUUCGAGAUCGAGGAAGAUCGACAGAAGCUGGCUCCCGUUAUGCGGCAGAUCUUAAUCCGAAAGCUCCUUCAUUGCCUGCGAGUGGGAGACUUGCCUGGAUUCCGGCGCCACCUCAACCUGCAGACGGUUCACCUUCGAGGGCUGCAGGUCGAGCCAGUGUCCGGCCUUCUUCCUAGCCGAGAGGGUGGUGAUGAUGCGGAAGAGUUCCUACACCAAAACGGUUCGAGAAAGAUCGGUGAGGCCGACAGCGCUGGGUGGUGGCCUCUGCACUACGCAGCACUGGCCGGCAACGCAGAGGUACUGAGAGGGCUGCUCGAGAAGCGUGCCAACGUGAACCGGCGCACCUCUAAGGAUCAGCCCGAACUGGGCUUUCCGUUUGGGACGUCGGCUUUGGAUCUGGCGGUGUUCUUCAAGCACCACGAG
This is a messenger RNA of Symbiodinium sp. CCMP2456, 579 nucleotides long. Lineage: Eukaryota; Dinophyceae; Suessiales; Symbiodiniaceae. The record is from the annotation of a GenBank genome assembly.